Molecule: messenger RNA, 456 nt
Organism: Cryptococcus amylolentus CBS 6039
Lineage: Eukaryota; Fungi; Basidiomycota; Tremellomycetes; Tremellales; Cryptococcaceae
Exons: 1
Coding region: 115-357 (80 amino acids)
Source: RefSeq, a predicted model, not a curated record
CGAGGGGGGUGUAAACCUUCAUUGCCACCACUCCUCACCCCUUCAAACACCAGCCUCCCCACCAGCGACAGAUACUCCAGCGACCACCACGCCCAGAAACGCAGGAGCACAAUAAUGUCUCUCAUGGAGAAAUCCCGCAUCCCGAACCCCCAAUUCGUCCAGUUCAUGAUCUCCAACGGUCUCUCCUGCUCCGGCCCCGACGUCUCCCGCAUCCCCAACUAUGCCCAGAAAGAACGGCUGCGCAAGAUGUCUGAAUCGGUCUGUGCGGUGUGGAGGGUGAGGAGGCAGUGGGGGAGGUAUCCCCCUUGGGGGAUUAUGGUGUAUCAGGCGGAUGGACUUUGUGAUGCUUGUGAGUGAUAUUUCUCUUGCUUUUGUGGUGGGGUUGAAUGAGGUGGGAUGGGAGGAUUUGGGUGACGCUGGAGUGGGUGAAGCGCGGUAUUUCGCAGCUCUGAUGAG